Messenger RNA from Daphnia pulicaria, 537 nucleotides. RefSeq names its product protein PXR1-like. The transcript has a single exon. The record is from RefSeq and is a predicted model, not a curated record. Lineage: Eukaryota; Metazoa; Arthropoda; Branchiopoda; Diplostraca; Daphniidae. The coding region runs from base 1 to 537 and encodes 178 amino acids.
AUGGAUUUGAAAGACGAGGAUGCAGGGAAACGAAAGAAGAAAGCCAUGGUUCUUGUUGACUCCACAGAUUCAGACUCGAAAGGGUCUAUCAUGAAACCUGCGUUCUUAAAGAAAACAAAAGUGGAAGAUAUACCAAAGAAGGAGACUGUUGUUUCAGCCUCCAAACUCAAGAAAAAUGCCGAAACACCUGAAAUUCCACUUCAACCUGUUGACAUUGGCUCAGUAUUCGGCAACAAGCCCAUCCAGAGGAGCAAGGAAAUACCAGAGAAAAGGAAAAUAACAGUCAUUGAAGAUCACAGUGAUGAAGAUUUUGAAGCCACACUGCAGCAGUUGGCUGAAGCCCCAGUGACGAAAAAGUCAAAAGUGGUUGAAAAGUCAACAAGUAAAAAGGGCAAACCUGAUUCUCCAACCAAGAAAGAGAAAAUCAAAUCUCCUGCCAAGGAAAAGAAAUUAAAGUCUAGCCCUCCAUCUAAAAAUGAGAAAACAUCUUCAAAAGAGUCAGCCCGGGUGGAAGUAAAGAGGGAAUCUGACAAGUAG